This is a messenger RNA of Folsomia candida, 2992 nucleotides long. RefSeq lists its product as uncharacterized. Bases 799 to 2802 code for a protein of 667 amino acids. The transcript has 6 exons. The record is from RefSeq and is a predicted model, not a curated record. Gene Ontology annotation, molecular function: zinc ion binding; protein binding. NCBI's taxonomy places the organism in Eukaryota, Metazoa, Arthropoda, Collembola, Entomobryomorpha, Isotomidae.
UGAUAAUGAGAACGUAACAUGACACUCGAUACCCAGCACGUCCUCUUUGGCAUGCAGGGUUUUAUAUAGACUAUUAAUUAAAUCUGACUAGCUUACUUAAUGUGGGACAAAGAUGAACAUAACGAUGGCAUACAUACAUACACACUUGUUGCUUAUGCAGGGUUAUUAGUAUUUAUUCAGCAAUCAUUAAUUACAGUAUCACAAAAUAACAAUACAUUCUUCGUAUCGGUAAACUGUUUAUAAACAUUCACAUUUACUUUGAUUCUUGGAAAACGAAGUGUUACGUGUUUAUAAAAAUUUUAACAAAUAGAUUUCAAAGUAACGUUAUGGGGAAUAAGUAAUUGAUCGCCUUAGUGACUUUUGGCAAACAUUAGAGAAAUGAUGACGCUGGAUGACCAAAGUAGUGACAUUCGAUUCAUACUGCAAGUUAAUUCCACCAUCACCACUAAACACUAUUAGGGACGUAACCAACACACAAUAAUACCCGGGUUGGGUAAAUUACGCUUAACUUGAGGACAACAUACCGAGUUCUAACUAAACGCCACCACACAAAAGCUCUGCCUGCCACUGUAUGAUGCAUCAGUAACAAGUCGAUCGAUAUAAAACUAUGUAUCUCAUAUGAAGCCGAAGAAACUAAAUGUCACAUCGUAAAGUAAAUGAGGAAACGUGUGGUAGAGUUUAGCCUUGGCUCAAUUUUAAGAGCUACCCGUGCACUAUCUGACUUAAAUAUUCAUACGGACCGACGGAGAAGUAAAGACUCGUCUCCACUCCAAAUAAACUCACCUCUACAGAUAAAAAAUGUCCAAGGAUUGGCGACGGUCCAAAACACAAAGUAAUUCAAAUUCAUUUGAUGGCGGUGGGAGUGGAAGUUCGAACGGGAGUGGUGGAGGUCUGUUUUUUGGGGUGGAGGACGACGACGAAGAUUCCUCCUCGUCGUCAUCUUCGUCGGAUGAAGAGGCCGGCUUCUUCGUCAGGAUAGAGAACAUCAUGGGGGGCAAGUUUCAAGUGUAUGCUUAUGCCAGUGACAGCGUGGAACUCCUUAAAACGAGAAUUGCCUUUCAAGAAGGUAUUCCUCAGAAAGAGCAAAACUUGUUCUUAUCGCAUGGAAGAAUACCGCUGGAUAAUCCCUCCGUCCUCCUCGCUGACUUGGGUUUUAACGAGAUUAGCUCAAAGUCGAAACCUAUUCGUCUCAUUACCAACAUCUCGAGUGGGCUGGGGUCCAAAACUUUCUCCAGUCAUGACCCACCACCACCGUUCCCCUCGCUCCCUCGUAUCCCACGCCCACUCUCGUCCAGACGGAAAGGGGACGAAGGUGAGAAUCCGACUGAGAGGACCAGUCACGCACAACAAGGCCAGGAACCAGUCAGACUUCCGCGUCUCGAUGAUAACAGCAUUGACGGCGUGCUGGUCUUUAAGGACCGGGAUCGCCGAGUUUUUGUCAUAAUUAAGAAAGUGUCGAACGAAGAAUCCCUCGGCUUGCCACCACCGUCUCAUCCAAGCUCAAAUCUUAUCCGGGGAAGAAAAUCGACUGCUACAAUGACGGGGUUUGAAGAGCCUGCUGAGAGAAGUAGGAAUUCCCUUUUGACGCCUCUAGAGGAUGGAAUUCGCCGACGUGGGGAUCUUGGCAGUGGGAGGAGAGAAUCUAUUAUAAGGGAACCUCAAAAACAGUUGGAGCGGAUUAGAGAAAAUGCUAAAACACUGCAAAAAAUGACUCAAAUUAGGGCCGAUAUGAGUAUGAAAAAGCGAAUACCACUAAACCCCAAUUGCGAUGAUAGACAAUUCUUUCGACACAAUAAUGAACGAGAAAACCAACUUCCAGACAUUAACGAGACACAAAAUUACAAGAAUUACAACAGUUCGUCUACUUUCCGAGAUGAAUCAAGUCACAAGGAGACGAGUAGUUGCACUGCUUCCCUGAAACUCAAGUCUUCUGAUUCAAAGACAAAAAUUACAACGCACACAACGUUUAACAGAACAAUCACGUCGAGUGUUUCGGAGCUUAAUAGACUUAAAGCAGAACUUUACUUAGAAGCCAAGAGAACGGGCGGGGGCACGUUUGGGAUUUUGCCAUACACUAACAACCAACUAGUUCGAUACGUACAACUGAAAGUGAAAGUAUUGUUGGCUGACCAAAAUCCUGAAGAAUAUGAUUAUCUGAGUCGUCACAAAUUUGUACCGUUUCCCGACCCACAUAGCUUGGUACCCACCGUGGUAGCAAGGAGACAACAGCAAGAGAACAUUAUGACACUAAAUUCCGCUGUAAGGAGGCAUAAUGACACUGGGAAAGGUGGGUUAAGGUCAUCGAAUAUUACUGGAUUCACGACCAGACGGAAAAGGAAUUCAUCGUCAGACUCAACUAACAGCAGUGCAUCAAGCAAUAUUAGCAUUUUAAAAGAGCAAAAUCACAUAAUAACGAGACUGACGACUGCAAGAAAAUUAAAAUCGGACGAAUCAAUAAAAUCAGGAGGCCGGUUAAGAAAACAGCAAUCACAAAGUAGACAACCAUCAGGCGGCACAACCGUCCGGAAUAUCCUUUCCGCUGGUCGGAGGUCGACUUCCGGUUCAAAUCUAGGCACAAGCUCCACAAUUCAAAAGAAAAAGAAGGACAUUGUUCGGUGUGCCGAAUGUCGGAAGCGAAUCGGAGUGGCGUGUCGUUACCAGUGCCGCUGCGGGAAGCUGUUUUGUUCCACUCAUCGCUACGCCGAGACCCACAAUUGUAGCUACGACUACAAAUCAGAAGGUCGUCGACAACUCCAGGAAGCGAAUCCGCUCAUUGUGGCCAAUAAAGUGGACAAGAUUUGACGACGGACUCAUUCUAAUCAGCUUUCACCCGACAACGUGCGACGAUUUAAACGUAUUAUGUGCCUUGAUAUCCGUAUUUGCUUCGAGUUUUUUCCUCCCCGCAUACUUUUGUAAGAUUCUUGUGAAUCGAGUUACUAUUUGACAACAUGGCAGUUGGUCCUCCCGCUAAUAAAAAUUAAGAAAUCAUAAC